ACUUUAUUAGAUAUAGUCAGUAUUGCCGAAAGGGAUAUAAAAUUCGAUAUGGAAGAAAUAGAGUGGAAAUAAAGAGAAAACUAGAGAAAAAUUGAGGAUUGCCAACUGAAUUGAUUUGAUGGAACUAUGGUUUUUCAAUUAGUUUGUUCUUCUACUAUUUUAUAAUCUACUAUAAUCUAUUACUUCUAUAAUCUAUUAGAUUAUAAUCUAAUGUCAAAUUCGAAUAUUUUCCAAUAAAUUUAUAUAUUAUAUCAUAUAUAUUAUAUAUUAUAUAUUAUUAGAUUAUUUCUAAUACUUUGCUUAAAAUAUAUUUAUAAGUGAAAAAUAAUAUUAUAAUAUUAAAAUUAAUUUAACUAUUUUAUUAAUUAUUUUAAUAAAAUGGCUAAUACUUUAGCUAAUGUACCUGUAUCAAAAAUUAUAAAAAAUAAAAGCAAUUUCGAAGAUGAACCAAAGAAAAAAAGUAGAGAAGAUUGGAGGAAAGCGAAAGAAUUGGAAGAAGCAAGAAAAGCUGGUACAGCACCAGCUGCAGUAGAUGAAGAAGGCAAAGAUAUUAAUCCACAUAUACCACAAUAUAUUAGUGCUACACCAUGGUAUUUUGGAGCUCAAGGACCUACUUUAAAGCAUCAAAGACCACAACCAGAAAAACAAAAGAAAUAUAGUGGUAUAAAUGAAUGGUACAAACGUGGUGUAGAUUCAUCUAAAGUAGCAAGUAAAUAUCGUAAAGGAGCAUGUGAAAAUUGUGGAGCAAUAACUCAUAAAAAAAAAGAAUGUAUGGAACGUCCACGUAAAAUAGGUGCAAAAUAUACAAAUGCAAAUAUAGCACCAGAUGAAUUUACUCAACCAGAAUUAUCUACAGAUUAUGAUGGCAAAAGAGACAGAUGGGCUGGUUACGAUCCUUCACAACAUAGAGCUAUUGUUGAAGAAUAUCAAAAGAUUGAAGAAGCAAAAAGACAAAUGCGUGCAGAAAAAUUAAAUGCAGAAGAAAAUGAUGAACAAGAUUCAGAUAAAGAUGAAGAUAAAUAUGUUGAUGAAGUUGAUAUGCCUGGAACAAAAGUAGAUUCUAAACAACGUAUUACUGUUAGAAAUUUACGAAUUAGAGAAGAUACAGCAAAAUAUUUAAGAAAUUUGGAUCCAAAUUCAGCAUAUUAUGAUCCUAAAACAAGAUCUAUGCGCGAUAAUCCUUAUGCUGGUACAGAUAGAGAGGUAGAUUAUAAAGGUGAAAACUUCGCACGUUUUUCGGGAGAUACACAACGACAUGCAAAUGCACAAUUAUUUGCAUGGGAAGCACAUGAAAGAGGUGUUGAUGUUCAUUUGCUCGCAGAACCUACGAAAUUAGAAUUGCUUAAACAGGAAUAUGAUAAAAAGCGUGAUGAAUUAAAAGAUAAAACUCGUGAAAGCAUAAUUAGUACAUAUGGAGGUGAAGAACAUCUUAAUGCUCCUCCACCUUCUCUUUUAUUAGCACAAACGGAACAAUAUGUUGAAUAUUCUAGAUAUGGAAAGAUUAUUAAAGGACAGGAUAGACAAAUAAUUAGAUCAAAAUAUGAAGAAGACAUUUAUCCAAAUAAUCAUAAUUCUGUUUGGGGAUCUUACUGGCAUACUGGUAAAUGGGGAUAUAAAUGUUGUCAUUCAUUUAUAAAAAAUUCAUAUUGUAUAGGAAAUGCAGGUAAAAAGAUUGUUGAAAUGAUAACAGUUGAUAGGGAUGAAUCGAUACCAUGAAAGUAUAAGAUAUUAUUAUUCAUUACUUAUAUUAUAUGAUUCAGUACUAAAAUUAAAAUUCAUUCAAUAUCAAAAUAAAAAUAUCAAUAU
Apis dorsata (giant honeybee) is the source of this 1806-nucleotide messenger RNA. It is a transcript of the gene Slu7, whose product is annotated as pre-mRNA-splicing factor Slu7. Gene Ontology annotation, cellular component: spliceosomal complex. The record is from RefSeq and is a predicted model, not a curated record. Bases 379 to 1716 code for a protein of 445 amino acids. Lineage: Eukaryota; Metazoa; Arthropoda; Insecta; Hymenoptera; Apidae. Gene Ontology annotation, biological process: mRNA splicing, via spliceosome. Gene Ontology annotation, molecular function: pre-mRNA 3'-splice site binding. The transcript is spliced from 5 exons.